UAAAGAAAGGCCCAAUUGUACAAAAGAGUAAACAGGUAAGCUAUUAGGGUUUUAGUAUUUAAAAGCUGUUUCAUCAAAGAAAGCUAGAAGACAUUUCUCCCGUCUAGCCGCAGGAGAAAGGAAGGAAGGAAGGAAGCUGUUCUGUGACUUCUGAGGGGAAGAAAUGAAGCACAACAAUGUUAUCCCGAAUGGUCACUUCAAGAAGCACUGGCAGAACUAUGUCAAGACUUGGUUCAACCAGCCUGCCAGGAAAACCAGAAGAAGAGCUGCGAGGCAAAAGAAGGCUGUUAAGAUCUUCCCCCGUCCCACCUCUGGACCUCUCCGCCCUGUUGUCCACGGUCAGACUCUCAAGUACAACAUGAAGGUCAGAACCGGUAAAGGCUUCACUCUUGAGGAGCUCAAGGCUGCUGGAAUCCCCAAGAAGCUGGCACCCACCAUUGGUAUCUCUGUUGACCACCGUCGCAAGAACAGAUCUCUCGAGGGUCUUCAGUCCAAUGUCCAGAGGCUUAAAACCUACAAGGCUAAGUUGGUCAUCUUCCCGCGUCGUGCCAGGAAGGUCAAGGCUGGUGACUCUACUCCAGAAGAGUUGGCCAAUGCCACUCAAGUCCAGGGUGACUACAUGCCUAUUGUCCGUGAGAAGCAUGCUACAGAGCUUGUGAAGCUGACAACUGAGAUGAAAUCGGUCAAUGCUUAUGACAAGAUCCGUCUAGAGCGCACAAACAAGAGACAUGCAGGUGCUAGAGCCAAGAGAGCUGCUGAUGCUGAGAAAGAGGAGAAGAAGUGAGGAGAUUCUUCUUUCUUAGUUAGAAGAAACUCUUUAUCUUGCCUUUUAUCGUUUUGAUCUUAAUUUUUGUGUAUCAGACUCUGUUUUUGUUAUCCUUGAAAGAUUUUGCUGCUGCCUUGCUUUUGGAUUUUAUGGAAAAGAUCAUUUCACACAUUUCUACUUCCUAAAA
Brassica rapa (field mustard) is the source of this 953-nucleotide messenger RNA. RefSeq names its product 60S ribosomal protein L13-1. Gene Ontology annotation, cellular component: ribosome; cytosolic large ribosomal subunit. Gene Ontology annotation, biological process: translation. Gene Ontology annotation, molecular function: structural constituent of ribosome; RNA binding. Lineage: Eukaryota; Viridiplantae; Streptophyta; Magnoliopsida; Brassicales; Brassicaceae. The record is from RefSeq and is a predicted model, not a curated record.